UGAGGGCCUCAGAUCAGGAACUUUAUCUGGCCAGAAAUUGCCUCGGCACGCCGGCGUUGUCGUGCGCGCGUGUGGCCAAGUGGGGAGCGUGGCACAAUCCCUGUGCUGGCACCCACACACGCCAGGAAUUAAUGCACURUCCCUGGAAGAACCAUGGCUGGAUUCUACGGGUGCCUGAAAAGUAAAAAUGACUAUAUAAUGGCUACGGGACCCACAGAGGUCACACUGUCACCUGGAACUGGAGACACAGUUGAAGAGUGCACAGGAAAGAAAAAAUCCAAAUUUCAGACUUUCAAGAACUUCUUUGCCAAGAAGAAAAGGAAAGAGCCUCCAGCUCCCAGGGGAGAGAGUAAUUUAAAACCUUGCCAGUCCAGCAGUGAUGUCAGCAUUGCUGUGCUCGACACCAGUGCACUUCAUUCACCGAAGGAGGCUGGGCCCAAGGGUAACAUGGGAAACAAAGCCUUGUCCCAUGACAGCGUUUUCAUUUCUGAGUCUGCACCAGGGAAUGUGGCAGGUGAUGUGUUGUCUCAGGAGAACCUACCAGGAAGAGUGAAAACUUUGCAGCUUCAGCUGCAGCAGAACAUCAGACUUGGAUCACCUCCUCUUGUUAUAACUGGGAAAAAACUGGAAGAUGCAGGUGCYGUUUCUGAAGAUGAUGGUUUACCUAGGAGCCCUCCUGAAAUUUCAACCCUUCAUGAAGUUCUGACAGAUUCACCAAACAAGUCCUCCAACCCUGUUCAGCGUCAUAGCUCUUUGAGUUUAGGCGGGACAGACAGUGAAGAUGAACAGAUACCUUCUGGAGCUUCCUCCAGGCCCAUCAGUCCCUCAUCCUGCGCUGCUCUGGGGACCCCCAUCUCCCGGGGCAGCAGUUUCCUUCCCGUGGAUUUCAGCAGCCCUGCCAGUCCCCUGGGCUGCCUGGACACCUCUGCAGCCAGGCACAGGAUUGCCAUCAACCCUCGCAGACAGAGGGGCUUUACCAACAAACAUCAGCAGUCCCUCCAGGUGGAACAGCUGGAAAAUGAAACUUGUCUUCUUGCAACUCCAGAAAAGAAGGGAAAUUCAACAGAAYUUCUUGAGAGUGACAAACAUAAAAKCGAUUGGGAAGGAUUAUCAGCCCCGGUGGGACCCUGUGCAAAGGGAGCUGGUGCUAAGGAGACCCCAGGUGUACAAACUGCCACUGAAGCUGCCCGUGACUCCUGUGAUUCCCCACUCGUGGCAGGAGAUCCCUGUGCUUUGCUGCAAGAGGACAGGUGCCUUCCUGCUGUGGAGGAUAAAACAACCCCACUGCUGAGGGCUGAGCCUUCUCCAGAGAGCCUGCAGGAGCACCCCAGUGCAGAAGGGUUGAGCUCUGCAGAUGGGAGUGCAGGUGGAUGGAAAGUGCAUCAGCAAAGCUCCAGUGCUGAGGGAGCUGCGCUUCCAGAAGUGCAACAUCUCCAAGGAGAAGCUGCUGGGACUCCAGACACACCAGGAGGUGAUUUGUGCAGCAGAGCUGUGGGAGCAGUGGGCAUGGAUGUGUCGCCAGAUGUUGCACCAAGCUCCUCAGUAAAUUCUGUGGAUCCAGAUAUUAAAGCCCAGGAAAAGGGGGAUGUGCUGUUCACUGGCAAAGAACUCUGCUUUGGUAAUACUGGGAAUCAUUCCAACCAUGCUGCCUCAGAUUCUGCACUGARCACUCCACAGGUUGUGGUAGCUGCUUCAGAGUCUUGUUCUGACUCCAAGACAGUGGCUGUUUUGAAGCCUGAAAACAGUUCAAUAGCAAAAAAUGACAAAGAAACUUGUGAAAYUAUGGAAUUUCAGUCAUCCAAGGGUAGUGUAGRAAAAAARCCAGACACUGCUGCAUCUGUCUCRGAAGCAGUUUCYGUGGUACCUUGCAGCAAAUUGGAARUGUGUUUGAAAGCAGAAACUGUUCCUGUUUCAAAGGGUAACCAAGGCAGUCAACAGGCCAACACAUCAUACAUUUCUGAAAACCUUUCCAUUGGGUGUCUUGCCUCUUCGAGUUUGGCUGGCUUGAAGAGUAAUUUAUCUUCUGACAGUAAGGAGCUCCAGAUAGGCAGUACAGCUCCUCACAGAAAAACAGCAGAAAGCAGCCAGCCAGCAGAGGAAAAUGUGAAAAGUCCACCAAAGUCUGCUUCUGCUAAACCAGUCAGAUUUACCAUUGCACCAGCAUGGCAAAGAUCUCUGUCAGGGGGCUCCAAUUCAAAGGAAGAUUGCUUUUCCAGAAGUUCCCCAACAUCCCCUAUWAGACCAGAGUUCUUUGAAGGAAUGACRAAAGAACACACGCGUUCUGAUGCAGUUAUCCAGGAAUCAGCAAAAACCAACUCAGACAGGUUCGAUCGAGAUUGUAAGGACAGAGAUCUGCAUUUGAAUUCUUUUAUGGAGUGGGCUGACCAUGAAACACAAAACUGUGAGAACCCCUUUGGGGUCARACUAAGGAGAACAUCAUCUUUACUAAAAUACCAGAAUGAAAGCCGUGUAGAGCCUCCAAAACCAAUCCCCUCAGCUGUUCCCAUUUCUUCUUCUGCUUCAGUCAAGGAGGAUCAGAAAUUGGUGGGCACUGGGAAGCCACCUACAAGCCUUCCUGUCAGCACAAAAUCAGUUGUUAAAAAAACAGAUCUCCUAGAAGACAAAAAUCCUCCCAAGGCAAGAUCAGAGGAAAUGGCCAAGAAGCAAAAUGGUCAUAAACCUUCAGAAAAAGUCUCUCCAUAUUUGGAAACUGCUUGCUCUGAACCAGCUUGGGUCUCCAUGGCAAAGCUGAAACAAAAGGGUUUCCAGGAGCACCCUCUUGCCAAAGAACAAAAAGAUGAAGACAGAGCUUUGACCAAGGUGGAUCGAGAGGAGCAAGAGAUCUGUGCUGGAGAGAACUCGCUGAAGAGGACGACRCCUUCCAGCUCUCAGGACAAGAAAACACAAACGAGGACCAGCGUGUCUGCAGCAGCAGGUAAAGCUGGACCCCUGUCUCAGGAAGCAUCUGUGGUUCCCGCUGUGGAGAAGGAAGUGAAGCUCUCUCCUACCCUGCCAAUGACACCCUGCAGUCCUGCUGAACCRCCCUGGCUGUCCCUGGCCAAGAAGAAAGCCAAAGCAUGGAGUGAAAUGCCCCAGAUUGUACAAUAGCAAAUGACACGAGCAUCYUUCUGUGCAUUGCCAAUAGCUGUGUUAACUCCAUUUAAUCCCUUCUUUACUGUGACCAUUUUUUUUGGAGAAAAAAGAGCCUUAAAUCCUUUGAUCAGACUGUUGUAUGUAAAUAGACAAUGAAGAAAUGCCACWGUGGGCUUAAUUUGAUGUAUUAGGAAGCUGAGCAUUUCCCACUACCAAACACUUGAUUCAUUUUUAUAUGCUUACACUUCUGAUGGUGAUGUUCUAAGAAGACAYGCUUCAGGCUUUUGAAACAUUUCUCUAGCAAAAUACGUUUUUAAAGUUCCUUUCAAAGAAACUUUUCCUUUUAAAAAGACCAYACAGUAUUUUGUGCAGUUUUGGCCUUGAGCUAAGAAAUUAAUGUAUGCUGUAAAACAGAGACAAUGCUGGGCACUGACGCAUCGUGAGUCAUGGGCAUUGAUGUCAUCACACUCCUCUCUCUAAUGCYCUGGGAUGGGCAGCCUGACUUUGCUUCAGGUUGUUAAUGGAUCUGUUUUGUGAUAGCUGUAAGAUCCAAGCACGCUGUGRGCUGGAGGGAUUCUGGCUUUUGUGUGGUGUGAAGCCUCAGUGCUUUGCUCACACCCACUGGCCUGGCCUAGAGCUGCACACCCGUUCUCUCCCAUGCACUGGAAAACCACCACACUGUAACACAGACUCUGCUUUUAGCUAUACUUUUAGAAAUCUGGGGUAAUUUAAACRUUCUACUUAAAACAAAAAUCCCUCCUUUCUUUAAUUAUGACAAACAGUGAUUUUUUUUUUUUUUUUGGGUGAGAUUCCUCAGCCAACUGUCUCUCUUAGAAAGAGUGCAUUGGGGGGAGAAYUCUUUGCUCCUUGAAAGUGGCAUCUUGCUUUUAAGAAAUGCCCCUUUCCAUGUCCAUGAAGAUGUAUAUUUAGUCAAUUGUAUCUAAUAUUUGUCAUAAAAGGGCAUCUGCUUUCCUUGUUGUCUCAUCAGUCUUUAGCCAUUAACUCGACAUCAGACUGAGAAUGUGCAGCUGGGACAGGAUUAUUCUCUCAGGGCCUGGCCUUGCAGUCACUUGAGCUGACAAAAGUUUACUAUUGACUUUAGAGGAUGCAGGCAUUUGAAAAAGAAGCUUUGUGAAAUGAUGUUAGUGGCUUAAGUGACAGUGGCACUUGUUGGUCCUUUCAGUUCUUGCAGCAUUGCAAAUGGAUGUAGUUUUUGUUUACAGUCAGUGCAAAGUUUGAAGGCUGACUUGGCUGAUGGACUCUUUUUAGCUGGAAAGUUGGAAUUUUUAAUGGAAAAUAUUAUCUAUUGAUAGGGUUAACUGCAAACCAAAAAAAUUUGGUUUCAGAUCAGCUCAAGCAAGACUUUAAUCUUCUAGUCAUGGCCUGAAUUUAAUACAAAACUCUUGCAAUUUGAAAACAGUAUUAACUAGGAGCUAGACUGUGAUAUGAWUUUUUUUUAAUAUAGGUGGAAACUUACUUGCCCAUGGAGGCUCAGAAUCUAUAGAUACUAUUUAUUCUGGACUAACACCAGAAAGAGUAGGAAUUUCACAUUGGCUUGGUAAUCAAUGCCUGUUUUGUUACUUGUUUUUCUCUGCUGUAGGAAGCAUAUCUUCUCUUACAAAGAACUGAAACAUUUGUAUUUCUCUGAAUCUUUUGAGUGUAAUGUAAAUGAAUAUACUCAGCUUUGAUUUCUGAAAUUCUGUACAGCUGUCAUCCCACCACAAGCUYACUGACCCUGUGUAAAAUACAGGCCUUUCUACAUUUACCAAACUCUCUUCUCAUUUUGUUCAUGUGGAUUGUGGUUCUUUACCCAAAACACUGCAAAUGAUACUAUAAUCUCUCUUUCUCUGUGUUUCCUUUUGAUUUUAAUAUUGUUCCUGUCUUUUUUGUUUGCUAUGUAUAUAUGUUUUUGUAACCCUUGUCUCAAAGGAACCCCUUUUGUAUUCCAUUCCCAUAUUUGGUUUACUAUUAAACACUGUUGCCCGUGAUGAUGGUAUAAUUUCUGGGGAAGGAGGAGGGAUGGAUGUCCCUCAUUCAUUAAGGAAAAAAUAAAGAGAGGUCUUUGGUCAAUAUUGACUCUCUCCAUGGAUAAA
Malurus melanocephalus (red-backed fairy wren) is the source of this 5186-nucleotide messenger RNA. RefSeq names its product KIAA1210 ortholog. The record is from RefSeq and is a predicted model, not a curated record. The coding region runs from base 154 to 3108 and encodes 984 amino acids. The transcript has 12 exons. NCBI's taxonomy places the organism in Eukaryota, Metazoa, Chordata, Aves, Passeriformes, Maluridae.